AUGCGAAGUGUUCUGAGGAAGGGAAGCAUCACACAUCUGUGUAACAAAAUAAGAUGUGUAAAUCGUGUGCCAUGGAAUGAAGGUAAAAGGCGAAUAAGUAGUGCCACGUUGAGCAGUGGGAAGAGGAGUCCAUCGAGUAGCCGCCUCUUCAGCUCAUUCGAAACAAGAACGUUUGGAAGUCAAGCAGAACAGGUAAUCGACGGGAUAGCAUUCACCAUAUAUGAUAAUACGAGUAUAUACAAGGAGGAGACCAGUAGCACCCCCAUAGUGUUAAUCCACGGGUGUUAUGGGAGCAAAAAUAACUUUCGUGUCUUUAGCAAAAGCUUAAAAAGCAAUAAAAUUGUAACCAUAGAUUUACGGAAUCAUGGCAACUCAAAACAUACAGAUAGCAUGAAAUAUGAAGAAAUGGAAAGUGAUAUAAAAAAGGUUUUGAAUGAGCUUCACAUUAGGAACUGCUGCAUAGUUGGUUUCAGUUUAGGGGGGAAGGUGUCCAUGUACUGUGCGCUAAAAAACGAGUCUCUUUUUUCGCACCUAGUGGUGAUGGACAUCCUUCCUUUUGAUUACAAUGAGAGGAAGUGCCAUGUGAAGCUCCCCUACAACAUCAGCUACAUGACGAAGAUUCUCUUUAACAUCAAGACGAAUCUGCGGCCGAGGAGCAAGGCCCAGUUUCUGGCUCACCUCCGAGCGCAGACCCCGGGCAUAUCCAGCUCCUUCGAGCAGUUCAUCUGCACGUCGCUCAGGGAGGAGGCCGUGAAAGCGGUGAAAGCGGGGGAAGCGGCGGGGAAUGCAGUUGGAGCGGACUUCACCGGUGGUGCGGACGCAAUUGGCUGCUCGGCAGGCGGGCCCUCCGAGCUGCAAAACCUCGUGUGGAAAAUUAACGUGGACACCAUCUACAGAGAACUCCCCCACAUUCUCGGCUUCCCGCUAAACCACCAGGAGCGCAAGUACCAUAACCCCUGCAGCUUCAUCAUCGGCCAGAAGUCAGAUUUAGUCUACACCAUACCACAGUACCAGUCCAUUAUAAAAAAUUACUUUCCCUCCAGCCAGAAUUUUAUUUUGCCUGAGGCGACUCAUACGGUUUAUAUUGACAAUGCGAAGGAGUGCGCUGAUAUUGUUAAUGAGACGUUGCGCUUGUGA
Messenger RNA from Plasmodium vivax (malaria parasite P. vivax), 1137 nucleotides. RefSeq lists its product as hypothetical. Lineage: Eukaryota; Apicomplexa; Aconoidasida; Haemosporida; Plasmodiidae. The coding region runs from base 1 to 1137 and encodes 378 amino acids. The record is from RefSeq and is a predicted model, not a curated record. The transcript has a single exon.